Chelmon rostratus (copperband butterflyfish) is the source of this 6199-nucleotide messenger RNA. Its product is annotated as echinoderm microtubule-associated protein-like 6. The coding region runs from base 1 to 5910 and encodes 1969 amino acids. The transcript is spliced from 43 exons. Lineage: Eukaryota; Metazoa; Chordata; Actinopteri; Chaetodontiformes; Chaetodontidae. The record is from RefSeq and is a predicted model, not a curated record. Gene Ontology annotation, molecular function: microtubule binding.
AUGUCGGACCGGAGCGCCCCGGGCUGCCGGCUCAGACUGGACUGGGUCUACGGGUACCGGGGCCACCAGUGCCGGAAUAACCUGUACUACACCGCCGGGAAGGAGGUGGUGUACUUCGUGGCCGGGGUCGGUGUGGUUUACAACACCAGAGAGCACAGCCAGAGGUUUUACCUGGGACACAACGAUGACAUCAUCAGCCUGGCGCUGCACCCGGAGCGCUCCCUGGUGGCGACCGGUCAGGUGGGGAAGGAUCCCUACGUGUGUGUGUGGGACUCCUUCACCGUCCAGACCGUCUCUCUGCUCCGCGACGGUCACACACACGGCAUCGCCUGCCUCGCAUUCAGCGCUGACGGACAGCGGUUAGCCUCGGUCGGCCUGGACGCCAAGAACACAGUGUGUAUCUGGGAGUGGAAGAGAGGGAAGAUCCUGGCUACAGCCACCGGACACUCAGACAGGAUCUUUGAUAUCUGCUGGGAUCCGUUUCAGCAGAACCGCCUGGUGAGCUGUGGAGUCAAGCACAUCAAGUUCUGGUCCCUGUGUGGUAACGCCCUCACUCCAAAGAGGGGGAUUUUCGGGAAGACGGGCGACCUGCAGACCAUCCUGUGCGUCGCGUCGGCCAAAGAUGACAUCACGUACUCGGGGGCGCUCAAUGGGGACAUUUACGUCUGGAAGGGACUGAACCUGAUACGAACGGUUCAGGCCGCCCACGGGGCUGGUAUCUUCAGCAUGUAUUCCUGUGAGGAGGGUUUUGCCACAGGAGGCAGAGACGGCUGCAUCCGACUGUGGGACGUCGACUUCAAACCGAUCACCAAGAUCGACCUGCGAGAGGCCGAGCAGGGAUACAAAGGUCUGUCUAUUCGCAGCGUCUGCUGGCGAGCCGACCGGAUCCUGGCGGGAACGCAGGACAGCGAGAUCUUUGAGGUGAUGGUGAGGGAUCGGGACAAACCGCUGCUCAUCAUGCAGGGACACAGCGAGGGCGAGCUCUGGGCUCUGGACGUUCACCCCAAAAAACCUCUGGCUGUUACCGGCAGCGACGACCGCUCCGUCAGGUUAUGGAGUCUGGUGGAUCAUGCCCUCAUCGCUCGCUGUAACAUGGAGGAGGCGGUGCGGAGCGUGGCGUUCAGCGUGGACGGAUACCAGCUGGCUCUGGGCAUGAAGGACGGAUCCUUCACUGUACUGCGAGUCAGAGACAUGACGGAGGUCGUUCACAUCAAAGACAGGAAGGAGGUGAUCCACGAGAUGAAGUUUUCUCCGGAUGGAGCGUACCUCGCUGUGGGCUCCAACGACGGACUCGUGGACAUCUACGCUGUCGCUCAGAGAUACAAGAAGGUAGGAGAGUGCAGCAAAUCCACCAGUUUCAUCACACACCUGGACUGGUCUCUGGACAGCAAGGUCCUGCAGACCAACGACGGAGCUGGAGAACGCCUCUUCUACCGAAUGCCCAUGGGGAAGCCGGUCAUCAGUAAAGAGGAGGUCAAGGGUCAGUGCUGGGCAUCCUGGAGUGGUGUCCUGGGCUCAGAAGUCACCGGCAUCUGGCCUAAAUACUCGGACCUAACCGAGAUCAACGCCGUGGAUGCCAACCACGCCGCUGCGGUGCUCGUCACCGGAGACGACCUCGGCCUCGUUAAGCUCUACCGCUUCCCCUGUCAGAGGAAAGGAGCCAAAUUCAAGAAGUACAUUGGACACUCAGCCCAUGUGACCAACGUCCGCUGGUCACAUGACCUGCAGUGGGUGAUGACCACGGGUGGAGCUGACCACGCCCUCUUCCAGUGGCGGUUUCUACCAGAGUCCGUCAUGAAUGGAGGACUGGACGUCAACAUACCUGACAGCCACGGGGACUCCAACAGCGAGGAGUCGGACAGCGACGUGUCGGAUGUCCCGGAGCUCGACUCCGACAUUGAGCAGGAAACGCAGAUCAACUACGACAGACAGGUGUAUAAGGAGGACCUGCCUCAGCUGCGGCAGCAGAGCAGAGAGAAGAAGCAGCAGGUCGGAUCUCUGAAGAGACAAAGAGGACCAGACCAAGGCCUCCGGCUGCAGUUUGUGCACGGUUACCGUGGUUACGACUGCAGGAACAACCUCUUCUACACUCAGGGGGGGGAGGUGUUGUUCCACGUGGCGGCGGUGGGCGUGGUCUACAACCGACAGCUGCACAGCCAGCGCUUCUACAUCGGCCAUGACGACGACAUCCUGAGCCUCAGCAUCCACCCGCUGAAGGACUACGCUGCUACGGGACAGGUCGGCAGGGAUCCAGCUAUCCAUGUGUGGGACAUCCAGACCCUGAAGUGUCUGUCUUUGCUGAAAGGUUUCCACCAGAGGGGAGUGUCUGCUCUGGACUUCUCAGCUGAUGGAAAGACUCUGGUCUCAGUGGGAGUCGAUGACGGACACUCAAUCGUUGUCUGGGACUGGAAGAGAGGAGAGAAACUCGCUACUGCCAGGGGUCAUAGAGAGAAGAUAUUUGUGGUGAAGUGUAAUCCCAUGCUGAUGGACAAACUGGUCACUGUGGGAAUCAAACACAUCCAGUUCUGGCAACAUGCAGGUGGCGGUCUGACCUUCAGACGCGGUGUGUUCAGGAGCGUCGGCCGGCCGGAGACCAUGAUGUCGGUUUGUUACGGUCGCAGCGAGGCGCUGGUGUUCUCCGGCGCCGCCAACGGAGACGUUUACAUCUGGAAGGAACCUCUGCUGCUGAAAACAGUCAAAGCUCACGAUGGACCGGUGUUCGCCAUGUUCUCCCUCGACAAGGGCUUUGUGACGGGCGGGAAGGACGGCGUGGUGGAGCUGUGGGACGACAUGUUUGACCGCUGCCUCAAGACGUACGCCAUCAAGAGAGCAGCGCUGUCCCCGGGCUCGAAAGGCCUGCUCCUGGAGGACAAUCCGUCCAUCAGAGCCAUCACUCUGGGUCACGGUCACAUCCUGGUGGGAACCAAAAACGGUGAAGUUCUGGAGAUCGACAAGACCGGACCGAUGACCCUGCUGGUGCAGGGUCAUAUGGAGGGUGAGGUUUGGGGUCUGGCCCCUCACCCCCUCCUCGCAGUCUGUGCCACCGUCAGCGACGAUAAAACCCUGCGACUGUGGGAGACGUCAGCCAAUCACCGCAUGGUGGCCGUCCGCAAGCUGAAAAGAGGCGGUCGCUGCUGUGCCUUCUCUCCUGAUGGGAAAGCGUUGGCGGUCGGUCUGAGCGAUGGCGGCGUGCUGGUGGUGAACGCAGACACGUUGGAGGAUCUGUUGAGCUUCCACCAUCGCCGCGACGCCAUCUCUGACGUCCGCUUCACACCAGACUCAGGUAAAUUCCUGGCCGUGGCGUCACAUGACAGCUUCGUGGACAUCUACAACGUGCUGAGCAGUAAGAGGGUUGGCAUCUGCAAAGGAGCGUCCAGUUACAUCACACACAUCGACUGGGACGCUCGAGGUAAACUGCUGCAGGUCAACACAGGAGCCAAAGAGCAACUUUUCUUCGAAGCUCCGAGAGGAAAAAGACAAACCAUCAGAAACUCAGAGCUGGACCGGAUCGAGUGGUCCAGCUGGACCUGCGUUCUGGGCUCGAGCUGUGAGGGAAUCUGGCCGACGCACAGUGACAUCACUGACAUCAACGCCGCGUCGCUCACCGGAGACCGAACGCUGCUCGCCACCGGAGACGACUUCGGCUUCCUCAAGCUGUUCAGCUACCCCGUUCGAGGUCAGUACGCCCGUUUCAAGCGUUACGUGGGCCACAGCGCCCAGGUGACCAGCGUGCGCUGGGCUCAGGAUGACUCCACCCUGCUGACGGUGGGUGGGGCUGACACCGCCCUGAUGAUCUGGGCGAGGGAGCGAGGGGGCAGGGUCGGCGGAGAGGGCGAGGCGCCCUUGUGUUGGGACAACCGACCGCCCGUGGACAGCGAGGAGUCGGACGACGACAUCGAGGAGGACGGAGGCUACGACAGUGAUGUUGCCCGGGAGAAGAGGGUGGAUUACACCGCUAAGAUGUACGCUGUCAGCAUCAGAGAGAUGAGAGGAACCAAACCUCACCAACAGCUGAAGGAGCUGUCUGCUGAGGAGAGGCCUCCGGUGAGUCGAGCAGCGCCGCAGCCAGAAAAACUCCAGAAGAACAAUGUCUCCAAGAAGAAGAGGCUGGUGGAGGACCUGGUUUUGGAUCACGUGUUUGGUUUUCGGGGCUUCGAUUGUCGUAACAACCUGCACUACCUCAACGAUGGCACUGACAUCGUCUACCACACUGCCGCCACCGCGAUUGUCCACAGUCUCAGCACCGGAACUCAGAGCUUCUACCUGGAACACACUGAUGACAUCCUCUCUUUGACCGUCAACCAGCACCCGAAAUACAAAAACAUCAUCGCCACCGGACAGAUCGGCACCACUCCCUCCAUCCAUGUGUGGGACGCGAUGAGUAAACAGACUCUGUCCAUCCUCCGCUGUCCUCACGCCAAAGGCGUCGGCUACGUUAACUUCAGCGCCACGGGAAAGCUGCUGCUGUCUGUCGGAGUGGAACCUGAACACACCAUCACUGUGUGGCGCUGGCAGGAAGGGUCUAAGGUGUGCAGUAAGGCCGGACACCCGGACCGGAUCUUCGUGGUGGAGUUUCGUCCGGACUCUGACUCCCAGUUCGUGUCGGUGGGAAUCAAACACGUGAAGUUCUGGACGCUGGCCGGCGGCGCUCUGAUGUACAAGAAGGGCGUGGUGGGAACGGUGGAGGACGGCAGGAUGCAGACGAUGCUGUCUGUCGCCUUCGGUGCUAAUAACUUGACGUUCACCGGAGCCAUUAACGGGGACGUGUACGUGUGGCGGGAUCACUACCUGCUGAGGGUGGUGGCGAAGGCUCACACCGGGCCCGUCUUCACCAUGUACACCACGCUGAGAGACGGACUCAUCGUCACCGGCGGCAAGGAGAGGCCGACCAAGGAGGGCGGAGCGGUGAAGCUCUGGGAUCAGGAGAUGAAACGUUGUCGAGCCUUCCAGCUGGAGACGGGACAGCAGGUGGAGUGCGUCCGAUCGGUCUGCAGAGGCAAGGGGAAGAUCCUAGUGGGGACGAAGGACGGGGAGAUCAUCGAGGUCGGGGAGAAGAACGCGGCGUCCAACCUGCUGCUGGACAGUCACGCUCGGGGAGGAAUCUGGGGUCUGGCUGCUCAUCCUGCAAAAGAUCUGUUCAUCACCGCCAGCGACGACGCCACCAUCCGCCUGUGGGACCUCGCCGACAGGAAACUGUUGAACAAGGUGUGUGUUGGCCAUGAAGCCCGCUGUGUGAGCUACAGCGCUGACGGAGAAAUGCUGGCCGUGGGGAUGAAGAACGGCGAGUUCCUCCUCCUCCUCGCCAACUCGCUGAAGAUGUGGGCGAAGAAACGAGACCGCAGUGCCGCCAUCCAGGACAUCAGGUUCAGUCCAGACCGGCGGCUUUUGGCAGCCGGUUCAGUGGAGAACACAGUGGAUGUUUACGAUGUGAGCGCAGGACCGAGUCUGAACCGGCUGGUUUACUGCAGCGACAUCCCUGCUUUCAUCCUGCAGCUCGACUUCUCUGCUGACAGCUGUUAUAUACAGGUGUCCACAGGAGCUUAUAAGCGGCAGGUGUUUGAGGUUCCUUCGGGGAAGUUGGUGAGUGACCAGACCAUCAUCGACAGAAUCACCUGGGCAACCUGGACCAGUGUCCUGGGAGAUGAAGUUUUGGGGAUUUGGCCACGAAACGCAGACAAAGCUGAAGUGAACUGUGCGUGUGUGUCUCACGGCGGCCUGAACAUCGUCACCGGCGACGACUUCGGAUUGGUCAAACUGUUCGACUUCCCCUGCACUGAGAAGUUUGCGAAACACAAGCGCUACCUCGGCCACUCGGCUCACGUGACCAACAUCCGCUUCUCCCACGAGGACAAACACGUGAUCAGCACAGGAGGAGAUGACUGCAGUGUGUUUGUGUGGAAAUGCCUGUAAACACAGAGACAGAGACGCUUUCAUCCAAAGCACCUUAACAGCACCACAAGUGGAUCCGGAGGGAAUUGAACCCGCAACCCGAACCUGAAGAGUUCCCCUUCACGACGGGUCACGUGACCCUGAACCGGAACAACAACGAGAACCAGAAGAAUCAGACGUUUCCUGAUCCGAGCACAGACGCAGACGUUUGUUUUUGGUUGAUUUAGUUUCAGAGCCAAUCAGCUUUAAAACAGAAGUCAUGUGACUCACUGCUGCGCUCAGCUCUCUGAGCGACUCAACAGGUGACAAA